CCUGCUCUUGCAUCUGUGCGUGAACACACUCUUGACUGAUGAGCAGAAGCGAGUGAACCGGAUCUUACACUGUACGCGUGUGUAGGUUAAAUUAAAGUAGUCUAAACUUGUCAAUUAAACGCAAAUACAUUUUAAAUGCUGUUAAAAAUACAGCCGAUUUCAAGUAAUGGCACUAUCACAGGUUCAGUGCCUUGAUAACAAUCACAUCAACUUGCGCACUAACGAGUCCAAGCCGGACUUCUUCUACAGCGAGGAGCAGAGACUUGCGCUGGAGACACUCAUACAUGAGGGACAGGGCGCCUAUGAGGACUACAUCAAAACACACAACAUGCGCUGCUUUCUGUCGGACCUGGAACUCGAGAGGAUCCUCAGCACUGUGGAGGUGUAUAGCCCGGGCUCCCCUGAUCAUACCGCUGAGCUGCUGCUGGGGGACAGUGAUGGAGAGGAGAUCUCCCUUCAGUACUGGCCUGACCGCUCAGACCGCUCCAUCCCACAGCUGGACAUCGGCUGGCCGGACAGAGCGUCCUACCGCGGAGUCACUCGUGCUCAAGUGUACACUCAGCCCCCUUAUGAGGGGCAGUCACAUAUUAAAGAGGUCGUUAGAAAAAUGAUCUCCCAAGCACAAAAGGUUAUUGCAAUUGUCAUGGACUUGUUCACAGACAUUGACAUCUUUAAAGAUCUCCUGGAUGCAAGCUACAAACGGAGAGUUUCUGUGUACAUUAUGUUGGAGACCACCGGAGUGAAGCACUUCCUGAGAAUGUGUGAGAAAGCAGGCAUGCACACUGGACACCUCAAGAACUUGAGAGUGCGCAGCAUCAGAGGGGCAGAAUUUUUCAGUCGAUCCUCAUUGAGAGUUUGUGGAAGCCAAAGCCAGAAGUUCAUGUUUAUUGACGGAGACAAAGCAGUCUCAGGGUCAUAUAGUUUCACAUGGUCUGCCUCUAGACUGGACAGAAACCUCAUCACGGUUCUCACUGGCCAAGCAGUCGACACAUUUGACUCUUUGUUUCAGGACAUGUAUGUGAUGUCUAAUGAAGUGUGUCUGAACAAGAUUAAUCUGAGCAGUAAGCCUGAACCUGAGUUCUUCCCUAAAGUGGUACCCACUCUACUCCCCUCAGCCACCACAGCACUCAAGCUCAUUAACCCAAAAUACGCUCUUGUUUCCAACUGUGCUUUCACUACCAACAGACCUGCAUCUGACCAGACAAGUGCCAAGAAUAGCACUUCCAAGACACCAGUGGUGCCACCGGUUCACCCGGGACUGCGCAACCUGGGAAAGGCGAACAUGAUCAAUUAUGUGCCGACCUGGCCCGAUCCUGACCCGCCAAGUGACGUCAUUGGUUUCAUUAACAUAAGAGACUCCAACAAGCCAUUGCAAGCUCACCUAAUGCGUUCAGAACUCUUUGGAGUGUCUCAAGCCAUCCGAUUCAAGGAUCGUUUUCAUGAGCCAAAGGAGUCUUUAUCUCUGAGGGCUUGUCCUGGACCCAUAUCCCAAACUCCCUCUUAUCCUGAAGCUCCAGCUCAGAAACAAACAUCAGGUGAAGCACAGAAGAAUUUUGAUCAAAAUCAACAUCAAAGAAGCAGCCGGAGUGAGAAUCUUAUCUCGCCUUUGGAGAAGCUGGAAACAGUGCAUGUGCUUGCCUGUAAUAAAGUAAAUAAAGAGGAACUAUGUGUGAUGGAAAAAGAGCUGGACUCUAUAUCUUUGCAGAGAAAAAGCAUUAAUACUGAAAAAGACAUUCCCAAUACAAUUUCAUCUUUCGCUCGAGACGAUACAAAGCAAGCUCUGGAUACUCUACAACCUCUGAAAUGUCCUGCCCAAACCUCAGAGGAACUUGACUUGAAAUCAUUAUCAUCAGCGGUGUUCAACAAAAGUCAUCAUGACUCACUUGCCCUCAUAGACACUCCCUCUGUUAAGCAAAGCCAAGAUGACCAAGUCAUAAAUUAUGUUGCCACUCAAGACCACAGCGAUACAAUUCCAGACACAAACCAAAAUGGUUGGAAAGGUACACAGACGUCUAACUUUGACUCCAGCACCUCUUCAUUGUCUGAUGAAUACUAUGAGUGCUUUAGCCCUGUGGCUGACUUUAGGACUGUAGGAGAUGCCUUUGUGCCUGAAAAUACACCAGAAUCUUUGCAUAAUUCAAUGAAAAACAGUGAAAAAGAGCAGGAAGUUCCUUGUUCAAAUUCAUCCCCAGCUCAAGACAGUACAGAUUUGGAUAGUAAACAGAUGUUGUUUAUUCCAAAACUUUUAAAAACAUCUUGCAGUAUUGUUUUCAAUUUAUUAUCUGCAGACUUCAAAACAACAGCUGCAACUUCCAAAACCACCUUUGCCGAAAAAAGAGACGAAGGUCAACUACCAGACAGUGAAACCUGCUUCUCACAGAUUCCUAAUGGUUGCUUCAGAUUCUCUUCAACUUCAGAGGAAUACUUUGAGUGCAGUGAUACAGUGGGCUUGAAGUCAGAGAUUUAUGGUAUUGAUCAUAAAGUGAAACUAAGCUCACUGGAGACAUUAAGCUCGAAUGAACAACUACAUGUACUGAAGCCUGUCCUGGAAAUUGAGAAACUCUCUGAGCUGAGCAGCCAGAACACGAAAGAAAAUUAUGAACCUAAAAUGCAUUUUGGACAAGAGCAGCCCGAAUUUCAACAAAUACUAGAUAAGGCAGCUGACCUGGCACUUUUAAAGUCUGAAGAUAAUACCCAAACUCAAUUGGAUGAGAAAGAUCACAGAAAAGUACAAGAGACUGAAGUUACGUCAGAGCCAGUGGUAGAAAGCAAAUCGAUGAGUAACAUUUCUCAAGAACAUGAGAUAAGUGAAUCUCUGAAGGUUUUAGAGAGACAGUCCAAGGAAGAGUCUGUAGAGUUAGCUGAGAAAGUUGAGAAAGCACCAAUGCAAGACUUACAAUUUGAGGUAAGUCCAGAUUUAGCCUGUGAGCAACCUGAAAAAGAGCCACUACAGGGCAUACAACUUGAUGAAGAUCUGGAUUUAUUAUGUGAGGAAAAGUCUGUACUGUUAGCUGAGAAAGAUUCAUAUCCACAACCACAGGACUUAGCAUCUCAAAUAAGUCAAGAUGUAAAGUGUGAGGGACAAUCUGUAACGUUAGCUGAGAAAACUGCAAAACCACCACUGCAGGAUUUACAACCUGAGGUAAGUCUAGAUUUGAUUUGUAAGGGACAAUCUGUCCAGUUAUCUGAGACUACUACUAAACCGCCACUACAUGACUCUCAGUCUGGGGAAAGUCCAGAUUUAAUGCUCACACCUUCAGAAGUGAAUGCUAUCCCACAGUCGGCAACAGACAAUGAAUUUAGGAGCUCAAUACUGCAAGAUAAAGCAGAUGUAACUCCUGUAAUUCCAGAGAAGACCAAGGUAACAAAGUCCAUGGAGUUCCCUAAGAGUGAGGAACUGCAAAACCCAAUGGCUGAUUUAGAUUCUGGAUCAAAUCAUCCACUCAACCUAAAAUCCGAAGAGCAUGUGAAUGAGCAUUUAAAACUUCUGAAUGAUGAGGUCAGUCCAGCCGUGUUAAAGAGGAAAUCUGAGGAGCACAAUCCUCAAGAGAAAGUACCAGAACAGUUUGAAACCAUUGAGCUGCUGAUAUUAGAGGAUUCAGACUCCCAGGAGACAGAGCUCAACAAUUCUGAACCCAUAGGACCAAGAGCUGCACUGAGAAAAGAAACAAAAACGAGCAAAACUGAGUCUAUAGAACCAAAGACUAUAAAUGAUAGAAAAUCUAAAGAGAAUAAGCUUGUUCAUGAUGUUUACAGUAGGCAUAGAAAGCAAACAUGUCACCCGACAGCUCUGAUUGAUGAGAAACAAGAAGGGGAACAUAUGUGUACAAAUCAGAUGAACAAGAACCUGCCAGAGGCAAAACCCAAGCUGGAAUGUCUGGUUAAGAAGCAACCACAUCAAGCAUCAUCCAGAAUUCCUAUUCAAGCGAGAGGAGGGUUAACUAAGUUACCCAUCAGCAAAGCAGACACUAGCAACUGUUCAUUUGGGCUUCGGGCUCCUAAAGCUGGCAUGCAUAGACACCCAUUUGGAAAACCACUGGGGCAGAAUAAGCCUAGCACUACAUCAUCUCCAUCUCCUGAAAAAUUGUUCCCAGGAGGAGUUGCUUCAGUUAGGUCAACACAAAGACCCCCUUGCACAGUCCCUGCACCAAACGGUCCCACAUCUCCCUCAAAACUGCCGCAGGUCCAGCUGAUUGGUGCACCUAAGAUCGGGCAGUCAGACCAGCCAAAUAUUUUCAGGAAAUGUUCUGCGUCCUUAACAAAGUAUAGUUGCUCUUCUCCUGGAAUUUCCUGUACAGCACAAGUAAAGAAGCAGGCGACUAAAGGAUCUCCGCCAAACAAAUAGAAUAAGGCAUCAAAUUGUUGUAUACUAAUUUAAUGAAUGUAAUGAUGUGCAAUAGAAAACAAAAUGCUAAAAGGCCACUGGGUUAUUGUAGUAUUUUAUUGAACUUUUAUUGAACCGUGUGAGAUGAUCUCACAUAAAACUAUGCUUUAUUUAUUCUAGUUAGCCAGCAGAAAGUUAAUACAGGAUUAACAUAGGAUUUUCCCAAUACAAAUCAGUAUUCUAACUGAUGAAUGUUUUAUGAAUGUCCUUAAAGGGAUACUCC
Molecule: messenger RNA, 4607 nt
Organism: Onychostoma macrolepis
Lineage: Eukaryota; Metazoa; Chordata; Actinopteri; Cypriniformes; Cyprinidae
Gene: sack1ga
Product: family with sequence similarity 83 member Ga
Exons: 5
Coding region: 167-4345 (1392 amino acids)
Source: RefSeq, a predicted model, not a curated record